GGUCUUGUAGAGUCUACAAGAUGGCUACAAGAUAUAGCCAGCUCAAUAUUGAUAUUGAUACUCUGAAGCAGAAGACUGGGGUAACAGACACCCAGCUAGACCAAAGAAUUGAACAGGAACAAUUGUGGAGCCUGUCUGGUGUACUUGGCAGCUAUAAAAAGUUUGUUAGAAGCUCAGGGUUUGAUCUCAAUAAUGCGGAUAUAGAGGAUCUGAAGGAAUGUGCCUCCAAGCAUGGCAAUCAACAAGCCAUGUAUGAAGCUUUAAUGAAAUGGGGAAAAUUCAUCCGUGACUUCACUUAUCGGUCGUUGUUGGAGAUUUUGAUUGGUCUUCGUGAAGGAGCUUUGGCUGACCAAGUGUGUAGGACUUUCAUCCAGACACAAGCCAGUGAGCUGAAUAAAGAAGACGCUGUGUCCUUGUCACCUGCACCAGAUAGAAAAUCACUUCUGACACGGCCACCAAUUCAUGACGUACUUCAACCGAAUUUGGGGACAGGCACUACAACUGCUGACCACAUAGACAAAUUUGAGACAAGGUUUAUAGAUCUACGAAAGAUGGCUCUCAAAGAAAUAACUGAGAAGCGAAUACCUGUGACUGAGUUCCGCCAAACACUCAUGAUAAUGCCAAGCUCCAUCAAAAAUGAAAACAAAGAUUUUAUCAAAUCAAACUAUUCCUUGUUUGAAGAAGCUAAAUCGAUUGAAAGCAUAUUUUUGGAGAUCAAUUUCUACCUAAGCUUUAUUGAUUUCAGCCUUCCUGAGCAUAUCAUAGAGCAAUUUGGUAGUGAUAGUCUGAAACAAGACAUGAGCAGCUAUGCAGAAGACAUGAGACAUUUCAGAAUGAACACCCCCGUUAGCGAAGCACUUGACCAUCUUCCAAGAAAUUCUGAUACUCCUGCUGGUUACUGUUGUUUAACAUUGAAAUUAGAUUUUGAUGUUCAUACUGCAACUCUUGAAGAUGUAGACACAUACAGGAAACGUUUCGCUAGUGAAUUCUUGCUCUCCCAGCUAGCCCUUUCUUUGUUUGACCUCCAGGAGAGCUCACUACUGGUUACAUGGCUAGUGCCUGCUGCUGUAGGAGCAAUGAUCAGUGACCAAGUGCAGAAGAAAAGUUCUUCUUUCUUUUUAAGUUUAAGCAACAAUAUUCUCAAGCUAUCACUCAAAGGAGAAUGUCUCUACCCAAUGGUAAAGGUUAGUCAGUCAGGUACAGAGGGAUCUGGUGGUGCUAUGAUUGAAGCUGGAGCUUCGAUCACUCGUAAACCACAUCAAAGGAUAGCGGAGCGAUUCAACCUCAAACCUAAUCAUCAUGGACUGGCUAUUGUUGUACCAUUCCGUCCGUUGUUGUACCUAACGGACGUGCUCACGAAGAAAUUGAUAUUUGAUAUUUACGAGCCUCGAAAUAAACGAUCCCUAAAGUCAUACAUGCAAGCUGUAGAUUUGGAGCUGAAACACCAUCCCAUAAUAGUGGUGGUAUAUGGACGUGGAGUGAGUGGUAAUCUUCUACGCACUGAUAUUGGUGACAUUGACAUCAAGGAAGAUAUUAUGGCACCACUAUUCCCUGCUAUUGCCACACACCUUGCUGACAACCCAAAGAUAUUCCUAUUUGUUUUCAGAUCCGGCUCUUCUAAACGCCAUGCUCUAAAUUUCGUUGAAGCAAUCUGGGAAAACUGCAUUGUUGGUUAUAUUGCAUGUGAUAAUCUGCGGAGGGCAGGAGACAUCGUAGAGGACGAACUGGCACACCCUUCUAUGUUCGUGCAAGAGAUCUUCACUUCAAUUAGCGACAAACUUCCACCCCAUGCUACCAUGACUGUGAUCAACCGUCUCAAGGAGCCAGUUUACUUGUAUCCUCAUGGAUCUGAGUUAAUGGAAACUCACAGCAGAUCACAAGAAUCAACCGAGGAGUCCGGUUUUCUGUCACGUGUACGUCAAUUAUCAAUCGCUGCCAAGGAGCCUGAUACUGAAUCACAUCUACUGGAACAACCAAUCAAGAAGCUCAAAACUGAACUCUCACCAAAGCAAUCGAAGGGAGUCCCCAAACAAGCUGAGUCGAGUGAUGAACUCUAAAAGACUAAUUAAUAGUGCUCACCUCAUGCAAGUAUGAGUCUUUAUAUUUUUUGUACACAUUAAUUUGUAUUUAAUAUUGCAAUUAUUAUAUGCCUCGAGGCGUAGAUCUUUUUCUUGAGGGCCUGGUAAGCCACAUAACACUCCCCACAUACAAUAGAUAACAAUAUGCAUGUACAAAAAGUCUUUUCUUCUGUUAUAUGAUAGUUACUCUGAACCCCA
This is a messenger RNA of Halichondria panicea, 2276 nucleotides long. RefSeq lists its product as uncharacterized. The coding region runs from base 21 to 2057 and encodes 678 amino acids. Lineage: Eukaryota; Metazoa; Porifera; Demospongiae; Suberitida; Halichondriidae. The transcript is spliced from 6 exons. The record is from RefSeq and is a predicted model, not a curated record.